This is a messenger RNA of Dunckerocampus dactyliophorus (ringed pipefish), 3888 nucleotides long. It is a transcript of the gene scml2, whose product is annotated as Scm polycomb group protein like 2. Gene Ontology annotation, biological process: regulation of DNA-templated transcription. NCBI's taxonomy places the organism in Eukaryota, Metazoa, Chordata, Actinopteri, Syngnathiformes, Syngnathidae. The record is from RefSeq and is a predicted model, not a curated record. Gene Ontology annotation, cellular component: nucleus. The coding region runs from base 338 to 2386 and encodes 682 amino acids. The transcript has 14 exons. Gene Ontology annotation, molecular function: protein binding.
CUCGUGUGAGCUCCCGCAAACAAACCCGGAAGUUGCAAUCAAAGCCUUCAUUUUUCGUUUCAACGUGACACAUAAGUUAUUAUAAAAGGCCAAAACGCAAUAAUAUCCGUGUUUUGAGUGACUGUAGUGAAUUGUUUUCUUUUUCUCUCUGGUACCUGUGUGUGUGCUGCAGCUCCGGGGAAAGAACUUGUGAUAGCGACGGACAUGCGCGGAGCUGCAGCGAACAUGGCGGCCUGCAUCUGACAGAAAGUGAGGGCUCCACCAUCAAAAUACGCGGCUCCAACGGUAAGAGCCUGUCUGACUUCCUCUGCUGGAGCAGGAUAACAUCUUGGUCAUCAUGGGCCGAACGCUACACAAAGAUCAGAAAGAGGAGAAGAAGGAGAGGCCGAGCAGUAUCGGUGCAGGCUCUGCACUUGACAAAUCUAACGAGCCUUUCAGUUGGGAAGACUAUCUGAGAGAAACAUCGUCUAUUGCCGCCUCACCCACUUGUUUCAAACAGUCCAGAAUCCCACCCUGCAAUGACUUCAAGGCGGGCAUGAAACUCGAGGCUCGUGAUCCUCGUAAUUCCAACUCUGUGUGCAUCGCGACGGUGAUGGGCAUGAUGGGUACUCGCUUACGCCUGCGUCUGGAUGGCAGUGACAACACUAACGACUUCUGGAGACUGGUGGACUCAUCCGACAUCCAACCGAUAGGGACCUGUGAAAGGAACGGAGACAUGCUGCAGCCCCCGCUAGGUUUCAGAAUGAACGCUUCAUCGUGGCCUAUGUUCCUCCUACGGACGCUGAGUGGAGCAGAAAUGGCACCAGCCUCUGCGUUUAAGAAGGAGCCACCAAGCCCCAUUAAAAACUACUUUCAACCUGGUAUGAAGCUGGAAGCUGUGGACAAGAAGAACCCUUACCUGAUUUGUCCCGCCACAGUGGGCGAGGUCAAAGGCCAAGAGAUCUUUGUCAUGUUUGACGGCUGGCGAGGUGCCUUUGACUACUGGUGCCCCUUCGACUCCAGAGACAUCUUCCCUGUCGGCUGGUGUGCCUUGACGAAACACAGUUUACAACCACCCGGAAACUUCUUUACCCUCCCAGGUGCUCUCCUCGCCCCUGUUUCCUCCCCCUCAGCCUCCCUCACGACACGUCGCUCCACGUCUAACUCCUCCUCUUCGGCCAUGCAAACUUCAUACAGACUGCCAAACCCAUUGCCCCCGCUCCCGGUGCGAAAGGGUGUCAGAGGUCGCCGACCUAAGUCACAGACUAUCGCUUUGUUGAAGGCAGCAGCUGAGGCUGCGGCGGCUGCAGCAGUAAAUGGAGCAUCAGAGAGCCCUGUCAGGACCACUCAACUGACCCCCAGACCACACAGGAAGCGAGGGCCCAAGCCUGGGAGCAAGAGGAAGUCUCGGAUGGUGCAGUCGCUGGGGUCAUCGGCUAUUAAAGCUACUCCUCCAGAGACCAGACUGAGCUCCAGCCAUGUCUCAGUAGACAACCACCAUAGCAACAGCUCAAGCGUAGUCUGUACAGUAUGUGUGUAUGUCAACAAACAUGGAGACUACGGCCCCCAUCUUGACCGUAAACUAGUGCAGCAGCUUCCAGACCACUUUGGCCCAGCUCCUGUCAACGCUGUACUUCAGCAGGCCGUUCAGGCCUGUGUGGACUGUACGUACCAGCCCUCUGUGCUGCUGUCGUUCCUGCAGAGCCAGUCCCAUACAGGAGGCGAAGUCAUCCGAGUACGCUCUGAGCAUGGUAUCCGCUACGUGAAGCUCCCUUCUGUCACCAGUGCGUCCACCGUGUUGAGGUUCUUGGAAAACAUGUGUCAGCACCUGGAGAGUGUCAGUUUGUUCAGCUCACAGCCUUUCAGCCCUUACAACAAAAACACACGCUUCUUCGAAAGGACAAAGUCAGAACCGCUGUCCCACACAGAAAACGGCUUGUCAAAAGAUGAUUCCACAAAGGAUUCUGUUCCCAAAGCGCGAUCUCCUCACGUAUCAGCGGACUAUCGAGCGACGAAGAGGGAACGGCCGUAUUACACCUCACACUCACACACACCUCCACCUCUUCGGAGAGUCAGCUCUAACCCAACUGAACACGGUCCAGUGGCUACACACAGACGUGUGGAGGCAGCUAGCUCAACAACAGGCCCAGACCAGGUGACACAGGACAAGGAAGGUUCCGGGAACAAUGCCUCUUCUUGGUCAGUUGAUGAAGUGAUCCGGUUUGUCCAGGAGGCCGAUCCACAAACUCUCGGCCCGCACGUCGAACUGUUUCGGAAGCAUGAGAUUGAUGGAAGGGCUUUGAUGCUUUUGCGCAGUGAUGUUAUUAUGAAGUACAUGGGACUGAAGUUGGGCCCAGCACUCAAACUCUGUCAUCACAUCGAGAAGCUGAAACAGACCAAACAAUGAAGACUGGAUGUAUUCUCUUCUCACUGGCAAACACACAUGCGUAUUCUUUUACAGGGAUGCAGUGCAGAAGGAACCCACCUUAACAUCAGUCUUUGCGGCAUUUAAUGUACAUAGCGUAUGUGCAUUUGGGAAGUUUUAACAAUCCUGAUGCUACUGUCAAUCAACAGCUUACACAUUGUUGGUGUUGUUCCAAACAUUCAAGCUGAUAAACUGGAUGGUUCGGUUAACGAAAUGACCCACUGAAGGUUUCAACAUUUUGGACUUUGUAGCGUUGGCUUUUAACAACACAAACAUUUGGAGAAAUAUGACAUCACAAAUCCAAUUCAUAGAUUCCGAUUUUUGGUCUUUGUUUCAGGGUGGAGGUGCACUCAUGGCCUCAGUGUUGUUUGGUCUGAUAUAAUCUAUUUUUUUUGUUACUUACCAAAUAUUUACUUUACAUUAAAGCAGUACAGUUUCUGAUUAUUAGCCUUGUUGUGAUUAGUAUCCAAUAUAUGAGGCAUGUUUUUUGUAUUCGUCGUUUUGCCUUAGCAUGAGCAUCAGGCCAUAAUUUAAUUACAUUAAUUACCUUCUAAACACUCAACCUCAGACAGACACUGUAGCUUUGCCGUUUAAACAUUUUCACACCGACAGCGACUGCAUCGCUGUGGUGUUGGCUACCAAUGCAAUAAGAUUUCUGACUGAUUGCUUCUUUGAAUGUAAUAAGUCAUCAAAAAAGGUACUGGACUGCCUCAGUUAUGUGAAUAGACGUGUUGGGAGGUGUCCAGAUGUUGGACAGCAGCUUGUUUGUGAAGUCAUGCACAAUUCAGCAUCUUCAUUCAUUUUGCUGAAGAUCUUGCACUCAUGUUGUAGUUGUAGACAAUUUGUUACUUGUCUAUGUUUCAUGUGCUCAACAGUUUCAGCUUGAGUUUGACUUUACUUGUAUUACAGUACGUUUUGACAGUUGCAUACAUUUACCAUGACUGGGACUGAGUGUUGACAAUGAAGUAAAAGCAGCAAGGCAACUUAACUGCCCUGCUGUUCAAAAACUUAGUGUUCCUGAGACAGAGGGACGUGUGUUCAUUGCCAAAACCUUUUAUUUUUAUUUUAAAUCAGUUUAUAGUGUAAUAAAGUGUAUCAAGUGUAAGUGUUAUAAUUUUGUCUGCCUGAUAUUUACAUUGUGACAGAGUAAUUAUUGAUUUUGUUAUUUGCAAAUUAGUUUUUCUUAGCAGCAACCAAAUCCAUUUUUUGUUGUAGUCUCAUUUCACAAUGUUGCUCUCCUAUUGUGGUAACAAGUUAAUACUUGAAGCCUUGCUCUUGCUUUAAUGUGAAACUCAGGUUUUAGUAGUUUCUUAGAUGCUGUUUUACAGUAGCAUAUGUGUUCAUACUCCAUCAUAGAGGAUCUACACUAUAACCAAGUAUGUAUAUUUGAAAUGCCUUGUCAUAUAUUGCCCUGCAGCAUCUUUUGUGUACAUAUACAACUUUUUACUCUUAAGCUAAAAAAAUGUUAUAUACAGUAUGUUUGA